AUGGAGGACCGAGCGUCGUCGAUCGAGGACAAGGAGAUGCGUCCGACGGGCAACGCGCUCGACGUGAUCCUCAUCCAGACGCUAGACGACGCCGACGCCUUCAUCUCGACCGAAUGGCACGUCAUGUUCGGCUGGUCGACGUGGAAGUCCAACGUCCGGGCCGGCGUCGGCGAUACCAUUGACGUCUAUGUCAACGAGACGCGGCUCAACGUCUCGAUGAAGUUGCUCGAGUACGGCCGGUGCACCUUCAACAACAUUGAGAACGAGUACCUCCCGCCCGUCGGCGUCGACUGGGCCGCGUGCAAGCUCAAGCGCGACGGGUCUCCCAACCGCGUCCGCUUCGAGCAUGUCCGCGCCUCCCGCACGUACACGCGCGUCAUCGAGUGCGACCUGUACGUCUGGCAACCCGACGACUUUGCGAUCAUCGCCGACCUCGAUGGCACGAUCACGAUCAGCGAUGUCGAGGGCCACAUCCGCACGCUGCGCUUGGGCCAGUACGACUACAUGCACACGGGCGUGUGUGCGUUCUUGACCAAGCUGCACAGCAUUGGCGCGCGGAUUCUGUACCUGACGGCGCGACCGCUCAACUGGGCGGGCGGGUCCCGCGUCCACCUCAAGGAAGCGCGGCAAGACGAGAUAGGGCUGCCGCCGGGACCUGUCAUCACCAACUCAAUGGGGCUCACGGGCGCGCUCUUUACCGAGGUCGUUCACAAGAACCCACACGUGUUCAAGGCCGGCAUCCUCCUCGGCAUCAAGGACGCCAUGGUGCGCGCCGGUCGCCGUAGUGACCACCCCGUCUUUGUCGCAGGGUUUGGCAACCGCCCGACGGAUACGGUCGCAUACACGGACGCGGGCGUGCCACUCAACACGUCGUUCUUGAUCGACCCCGAGUCCAAGCUGCAGGCCGAGGGCUCCGAGACAUACGCGUCCUACACUGACCCGAAAGCGCUGCUGUGGCUCCUCCCCAAGAUCAAGUACAAGGUACCCGUCGAGCACGUGCGCAGCAUCGACGAGCUCACGGCGAGCGAACUCGACCGCGAAGAAGAGAUGGAGCUACUGCACUACAUCCAGCGCGAGCGGCAGAGCUUGGUGCAAGAAGCCGCGGCCGCUGAUCAAGCCCAAGCCUCCGCCUUCCCCUCGAUGUAA
Molecule: messenger RNA, 1146 nt
Organism: Saprolegnia diclina VS20
Lineage: Eukaryota; Oomycota; Saprolegniomycetes; Saprolegniales; Saprolegniaceae
Exons: 2
Coding region: 1-1146 (381 amino acids)
Molecular function (GO): phosphatidate phosphatase activity
Source: RefSeq, a predicted model, not a curated record